AUGGAACAAAGCCAAGAACAACCAGCUCAGUCGUCACCAUUAAAAACACAGGCGGCACUCAGAAUUGAAAAGUCACAGCACGCUACAUUAUCAAGGAAAUUUAUCGACGUCAUGAAUGCGUAUAAUAAUGCACAAAUCGAAUAUCGUGAACGUUGCAAAGCGCGAAUACAACGUCAGCUAGAAAUCACUGGACGCUCAAUAACCGAAGGUGAAGUGGAAGAAAUGUUAGAAAGUGGAAAUCCGGCAAUUUUUACUGCAGGAAUUAUGGUUGAAACACAACAAGCUAAGCAAAGUUUAGCAGAUAUAGAAGCACGUCAUCGUGAUAUUAUUAAAUUAGAAAAUAGUAUUAAAGAAUUACAUGAUAUGUUUAUUGAUAUGGCUAACCUUGUUCAAACUCAGGGUGAAAUGAUCGAUCGUAUUGAGUAUAACGUUAUACAAUCCGAAAAUUUUGUUAAAAUCGCUAGUACUGAUACUAAGAAAGCAGUGAAAUAUCAGAGUGCUGCUAGACGGAAAAUGAUUAUAAUCAUAAUAAUUGUAAUCGUUGUUAUACUUAUUAUCGUAUUAAUUCUCGUUAUUUAUUUUACAACACAAAAGAAAUCAUAG
Messenger RNA from Didymodactylos carnosus, 603 nucleotides. The record is from the annotation of a GenBank genome assembly. Lineage: Eukaryota; Metazoa; Rotifera; Eurotatoria; Philodinida; Philodinidae.